AUGCUCGGCGAAUUCUCAAUUAAUGUACGGAAAAUAACGAAGCAUUUAAAUUAUUUACAAGGUGUACAAUGUGCUAGAAAUCAGGUGUCUACUUUGCUCGCAUGCGGACUUGCGAUUACCGCAUUAUUCUACCCGGCAUUCGGUGUUCUUUUAUGGUCUAAAUCAGGCAGGCAGUCAUCAUUUUGGAAUAUUUUAGAAGAAAAUACUUUAACGAAUAGUAACGAUUUUAAAUCAUUGGAAUUUAGCUCGAUUUGGGAUCUCGAUGAUGCAUUCAAGGUUGAACUAGCGAACGUUGCACCAGUUGAUAUGAUAGUUGAGCGUAUAAUAAGCCCAUUUGAUCAAACGUACGAUGCUUUACUCGAAGAAAUUAAUGCAUUGUCAAUAUCACGAUGUAUCCGUUCCUCAGCUGAUAAGGAAUGUUUGAUUUUAUCACCAAAUUCUGAAAAAUACAAUCAAUCAUCUUACACUUUAACUCAUUUUCAAUCACAUCCUUAUGCAAUUUCAACAAUACUCUUUCAACCUUCAGAAGAUCACGAUCAGUGGUGGUCAAAUACACUCUCAUCAACAGGGGAAUGGUCAGUUGAGAAAGGCUUAAGCACGAGAAAGACCAUUUCAGUAAAGUUACGUGAUAAUUUGACUGAAAGCGAUUGGUCAUCUGUUCCUUACAUAUUCGGUAUUGCUUAUGCCUUAUUUAUUAUCUACGUGUCAAUUUCAGUAUCAAGAUUAAACCAAGUACAUUCGAGGUUCGGAUUAGCGAUAACCGGUAUCGUACAAUUAUGUGUUUCAACAAUAAUGUCCAUAUCAUUGUUAGAACUAUGUGGAUGGAGACUUAGAUUACUUCCUUGGACGGUAGUUCCUUUCGUUAUUGUCGUCGUUGGUGUAGAAAAUAUGCUUACUAUCACGAGGGCUAUUGUCUCGACUUCUAUUAGUUUACCUGUUCCAGAAAGAGUUGGUCAAGGUAUGGCGAAAGUGGGACCUGUUAUUGGUAUGACAGUACUUUCUGAUUUGACUUUACUGGGUAUUGCUGGUUACGUUAUUCCGGGAACAAUCAGAGAAUUCUGUAUUUUUGCUUCUGUUGUUAGCGUAAUAGACUAUUUCUUGCAAUCAACUUUCUUUAUUACUGUCUUAAGUGUUGAUAUUCAACGUUUAGAGCUAUCUGAUCUUAUACACCAAGGAUUGCAACCAUUACCACCAAAAGAUGGUAGCAUCGACAGUAAGAAUGCAGGUGACAACUCACAUCCACUGGUUGUUGCAACAAAGGCCGUCUGGAAAGCGCGUUCAACUCGUAACGCAAGUUUGUUAGUUCUUAUAUUGGUUAUGGGAACUCUGUAUUAUUUGACAGUACCCUCAAAGCCAUUGAUACCUUUAGAAGCGUUUAGAAAUAGGCCGACAGAACCAUCAAACGUAUCCAGUAGUUUGGAUAAUACAAUAGAAUUAUUAUGGUCUCAACUGUCGACAUCAAAUGACCCUUUAAAUUUACGUAUACAAUCACCUACGUUCGUCACAAAAUUUUAUUCACAGUAUCAGAUGAUGGAUGAUCAGAAGUAUUCAAGAUUUUCACCACGGUUUAGAGCUUUAUUUUGGAUAUUGAAGAUAGUUGUUUUGCCAAUCGGAUCUUCACUCAUUGCUUUGUAUUGCUUGUUAUUGUUCUUAUUAAAGGACAAAGAACUUCACGAACUACAACGAUCGAAGUUAGAUGCCGAACAGAGAAAGCAAGAAAUUACUCAAGAAAAGCCUAGAUUACACGUUGAAGGUUAUGCACAAGUUGUUGAUAGGAAAGCCGAUAUCGCUAUGGUGGAAACUAGUUCAAAGUUGUUAGUCUAUUUGACACUUUUGAAUGAUGUUGUAGUACACACUAACGAACAAUCUUAUUACCUCAUUUCAUCACCAAAGGAUAAAGUUACAACUGUAGCUUGCAAUGAUAACUACGUUGCUACCGGCUUUUCCAGUGGUGAGAUUAUUCUAUGGGAUCUUCAAAGUGGAUAUCCUGAAUUGAAAGAACUCAAGAGGCAGGUAGAUGUUGGUCAUAAUAAUAGUGUUAGAAGCCUUAAAUUCGUUAAAAAAAGUAAGGAUUACAAAGAAUCCGUACCUUUACGAUCACCUUAUAUGCUUUCAAAUGAAGAAACAGAAGAAGCUUUGGUUGCAGUGUUCACAAAAAAUUGGGGUUUGUAUUGGCCAACUAGUACCUUUGAAGAGUUUUCAAUGAUAGGUACAACAGAGGAUUUUGAAAAUGUUUCAGUAAUUAGUCUUGAAAAUGAUCGUAUACUAUGGAAAAGACAAAUGAAAACUUGUCAAUAUAUUAUGAGUUAUGACUGGCCUUCCCGAGUGGUUACUUUGCUGACAGUUGUUGGGGAAGAUGUCAAUUCUUAUGAUAACUUCGUUGAUAUACUCAAAUUGAAUUACCAAGGCUCCGAAAAGAACCUUGUUGUAUUUCAAACACCAGAAGGAUCUGUUAAGUUGAUGGAAUUUGGAGAGAGCACGGAAUGUGAGCAGAUAGCAGAAUUAGAAUCGCUUGAUAAACCAAUAUUGAGGACCAAAUUGAUACAAUCGGCUGAAAACGAUGAGUCCGUACAACAAUUGUUCGUUGUUAGAAAUACACAACAUAAAGUCUAUAUUGAUCUCGUUGAUAUAUAUUUCGGAGAUAGCUGUAUUGAUUGUGGUGGUACGAUGUCGACUACAACUACAAAUGUAGCAUCAACGUUGGUCCCAUCGACUGCUAACAAUGCGACACCUAUGUUAUUGAGGAAUCGUUCGAGAAAAAGUGGAAGUGGGAGUGGGAACGGAAAUAUUGAUGGAUAUCCACUCGCCAAUCAUGGGUUUUCGCGGCGGGUUAGUGCUGCUGAUAAGCGGGAUGAUCAACCUGGUAAGUCACAUUAA
Wallemia mellicola CBS 633.66 is the source of this 2877-nucleotide messenger RNA. RefSeq lists its product as hypothetical. Gene Ontology annotation, biological process: SREBP signaling pathway. NCBI's taxonomy places the organism in Eukaryota, Fungi, Basidiomycota, Wallemiomycetes, Wallemiales, Wallemiaceae. The coding region runs from base 1 to 2877 and encodes 958 amino acids. Gene Ontology annotation, molecular function: sterol binding; protein binding. The transcript has 4 exons. Gene Ontology annotation, cellular component: Golgi membrane; endoplasmic reticulum membrane. The record is from RefSeq and is a predicted model, not a curated record.